AAAUUUAGAGGUCAAGGGUCCCAUUUCCAUUCCCAUUCCCAUUCCCAUUCCCAUUCCCACCGCCCAUGCUCUCAAGUUUAUUUACCAAAAUCAAUUUCAUGGAACAACAAACCCUUAUUUCACUAUUCUUCCUCCUUCCAAUUCCCUUUUCCCAUUCACCUAACCCAAACCCAAACUUAAUAACAUCAAUUUUCCCAACUCUCUCUCUCUCUCUCUCUCUCUCUCUCUCCCCCCCUUCACCAACAGCAGCAACAGAUAGAAAGCUGAUGAUGUUGAACAGGAAAAACUAGAGAAAUUGUCAUAUGAGAGUGGGGAGAGGAAAGGGAUGCUUUCUUAAUUCAGCUCAAAUCUUUCUCUCUCACUAUUCUACGCUUCCCCUCCAUUUCUUUUCUCAGCUUCCUUAAUCGCCUCUUUCUUCCUCAAUUUCCCCAACAAAACAUAACCUACCAAGCUAUAUUCAUUAUUUUCAAGAAUUUGGAGAACAAGUUUUUAAGUUUUUCUCUACAUUUUUUGCAUUUUAAACAAGCUACAGAAAUUCAAGAAUAAUCCAACUACUGAAAUUUGUGAUGGAUCAGCUAGCUCAUGGCCGCCCUCUCCCACCGCCCUUCCACGCCAGAGAUCUUCAGCUCCACCACCAGUUCCAGCACCACCACCACCUCCAUCAAAACCCGGAAGAUGAGCAAAGUGGGAACACUAAUCCAAAUCGCACCCUAAAGCGAGAUCGCCAAGACGAUUACGGCCUUCCCACCACUACUUCAGCCGCCACAGACACCACUCCCACUUCCCAAGGCAGAGAGCUUGUCCACACUGGGCAGCUUGAUCAAACCGAGGUCACACGCAGACCUCGUGGCCGCCCCGCCGGGUCUAAAAACAAGCCCAAGCCCCCCAUCAUAAUCACUCGAGACAGCGCAAAUGCCCUCAGAUCCCACGUGAUGGAAGUUGCUAAUGGCUGCGACAUUCAAGAGAGUAUAUCAACCUUCGCCACACGGCGGCAGCGAGGCGUUUGCAUCCUGAGUGGCAACGGAACCGUAACGAAUGUAACCCUCCGGCAGCCAGCCGCGCCGGGGGCUGUCGUGACUUUACACGGGAGAUUCGAAAUUCUGUCUCUUUCGGGAUCAUUUCUUCCCCCGCCAGCUCCGCCAGCGGCAUCGGCUCUAACCAUAUACUUGGCAGGCGGGCAAGGGCAGGUGAUGGGAGGGACUGUGGUGGGGCCGCUGCUGGCUUCCGGACCAGUUGUAAUCAUGGCCGCGUCCUUUGGUAAUGCUGCAUACGAGCGACUGCCGCUAGAAGAAGAAGAGACGGCGGUGGGAGGGGUGUCGAGCGGCGGGCAGAUGGGAUCGCCGGGGAUGGUGGGGCAACAAGGUCAGCAACUGAUGAAUGAUCCCAACACAAAUAUGUUUCAAGGGACGAUGCCUCCUCAAAACAUGCUGAAUUCGUGCGGACAGUUACCAGCUGAGGCAUACUGGGGGACAGGCCGCCCACCUUUCUGAUAUAAUAAUUAACGGGAAACCAGGAGGAGGAAAUCCGAAGAACCCUCGACUCGUGGUUAAUUUUCUUCCGACGGAUGACAUGAUUUUCACUAGUUGUUGCAAAUCAUUUUGCAGUAAUUAAUUAAUUCUCCUUCUUGAUUUUCUUCUUAGAGUACGUACGUAGUUGUUGAAUUAUAUAUCUGGAGUUCAUGGUGUCAUCUCUGGUUAAUUAAUAUACAUUAGCGCCGCUUGCAGGCUUUCAUUGAAGAG
Messenger RNA from Sesamum indicum (sesame), 1739 nucleotides. RefSeq names its product AT-hook motif nuclear-localized protein 22 (gene AHL22). Gene Ontology annotation, molecular function: minor groove of adenine-thymine-rich DNA binding; DNA-binding transcription factor activity. Lineage: Eukaryota; Viridiplantae; Streptophyta; Magnoliopsida; Lamiales; Pedaliaceae. Gene Ontology annotation, cellular component: nucleus. The record is from RefSeq and is a predicted model, not a curated record. Gene Ontology annotation, biological process: vegetative to reproductive phase transition of meristem.